This is a messenger RNA of Aspergillus ibericus CBS 121593, 720 nucleotides long. RefSeq names its product putative IgE-binding protein. The transcript has 2 exons. Bases 1 to 720 code for a protein of 239 amino acids. NCBI's taxonomy places the organism in Eukaryota, Fungi, Ascomycota, Eurotiomycetes, Eurotiales, Aspergillaceae. The record is from RefSeq and is a predicted model, not a curated record.
AUGAAAAUCAACCUCCUCACCCUCCUCUUAACGACCCUCUCCCUCCUCCCCCACAUCCACACCCAAGAAACCCCCACCUCCUCCGCCCCCGCCGCCUCCUCCACCUCCAACUCCACCACCUUCACCGUGACGUCCGCCCGCUCCGGCUCCCCCAUCCACCUCCUCCAACUGACCAUCUUCUCGGGCCGAUUCUACCUCGGCGGUCGCACCUCCUCGUACUGUCCUCCGGGCGUGGCUCAAGAAGGCGGAUGUCCUCCGGGCAAUGAAACCGUGCUAAGUGGUGGAAAUGGAUUAGCAGUCGCCGUCCCCGGCGGGCAACAAAUCUACAUCCUCUCGACGGGCGCCCUAUCAUUCACCCCGCCCCACUCAACCUACAUGCCACCCGGCUCCAUCACCGGUCCCCUCACAUACACCCCCGGCACCCCCUACGGCCACUGGAACUAUACCUCGGGGUUUAUGGCGUGUCCGGUGCGCGGUAACGCCAGUACGAGUAGUAGUAUUACGGUUCGACCCACGUCUACGCCUACGCCGACACGCACGUCGGGAUCUGUUACGCCCUCGCCGACACCGGGGUCGGGAGGUAGUCGGUGGCAGGUUUAUGUGGCAUGGAGGAAUGCGUCCGUGCCGGGGGGGAAUGUGGAUGAGUGUUUGGGGUUUGAUCCGUUGGCGUAUCGCUGGGGGAGGGGCGUGGGGGAGGUGGCGGCUUGGGAGUAUAUUUGA